AUGAAUCCCGAGGACGGCUCCUGCCCUAGGCAGGCACCUGGCCAUAUGACCCAGUCCCAGCUCCAGGAUGUUUUGGACUUUAUGAACGCCCCGGCUUCUCGUAGUCCUACUUCUCGUGAUCCUGCUUCUCGUGGUCCCGCUUCUCGUGGUCCCGUCGGCAUGCCGCCCGCUGUCCCCAUGCCCCAGAACGCUACCCUUGCUCCCAUGCGCGGUCCACGCAACACCCGCGUCAACAACUUCACCAGUGGAAUUGGAGCCAUGCGUAACAUUCUACGCCGAGUUGAUGCCGGUAAUCAUGGUGGUCCUCCUCCUCCUUAUCCGGAGCACCAACCACUGCCUCAUGUACCCAUGGAGCACAUCAUGCUCAACAUGCUCAAUGAGGCAAUUGAGGAUCUUCUGGAGAGCAAUUUUCGUCAGCAAACUGAGAUCGACAAGGUCAUCAUUAUCGUCGGCAAGAUGAAUAAGGCUCAAAAGAAGAGCACCGAGGAAAUCAAGCGCAUGAAUGAGUUGCUGGAGCAGGCCCACUAUUAUGGCUAUGGUCUCUUGGCCGUGCUGAUGCUUGUCGCACUUAUUUGCGCAGCUCUCGUGGGCGUCGCCACAACCGUCGUUCAAAGUGGCAAGUGA
Truncatella angustata is the source of this 624-nucleotide messenger RNA. RefSeq lists its product as uncharacterized. The record is from RefSeq and is a predicted model, not a curated record. The coding region runs from base 1 to 624 and encodes 207 amino acids. The transcript has 2 exons. Lineage: Eukaryota; Fungi; Ascomycota; Sordariomycetes; Amphisphaeriales; Sporocadaceae.